CCUCUGAAACUCCCCAAAACCCAAAAUUCCCAAACCAAAAACACGCUUCAUCAACCAAGAACCCCCAUACCCACUUUCUCUCUCCUCCAUUUCUCAUUCAAUCUGUUAAUGUAGAGAGAGAGAGAUUUCAGCAAGGAAUGCACUUUUUGUUGAGGUUGAACUACUAGAGCCUAAACAAUAGUGCCUAAACUAUAGAGCCUAGAAGAAGACUCGGUCAUCAGACAUCUAGAGGUUACUGAUGGAAACUGGAGGAUCACCAGCUGUUGCAGUGCGAAAUACUGUCCUCACACCAAAAUCUAUUGUAUAUCAAAAAUUUGGUUCCAAGGCCAGCUAUGAAAUUGAGGAAAUACAGGAAUCUGCUCAAAAUGAAUGCCCGGGAUUGGCUAUCACACAAAAAGGUCCUUGCCUGUAUCGCUGCUCUUUGCAGCUACCAGAAAUUUAUGUUGUCUCGGGAAUCUUUAAAAAGAAGAAGGAAGCUGAGCAAAAUGCUGCUGAAUUGGCCUUGGAAAAGCUUGGCAUCAAUCCUACAUCAAGUAACCCCACUCAGCAAGAUCCAUGGGAUGCUUUAGUCGGUCGUGUCAAGUUUUUGUUCUCAGAUGAGUUCCUUAGUUCUCUUCAUCCACUAAGUGGUCACUUGAGAGCAGCCUUGCAGAGAGAAGGCGAUCUCUAUGGUUCAAUCCCUGCUUCAGUCAUUGCUGUACUUGAUGCUAAAGUUUCCAGUCUAAGUAAAGUAAUCGAUUCUAAGGUGGAGUUAAAUCCAUACCUGGUUAUACCUUAUGUCAUGAAGGCUGCGGCCCAAUUAUCAGGGAUUGUCAUUACUUCUGCGGAGCAACAUUGGAUUAGGAGGCAAAAUCCUUACCCUCCUGAAAUUAUAGAUUCAGCUAUUGAAGAAUCUGGUUCCCCAAGAAGCUUUUUGAUAAAGGCCAUAUAUAUACCAUGUUCAAAUGAGAAGACCGUUGAUGUCGUAAACCUUAAUGUUUCUUCAACAGGGUAUUAUCUGGAUGUUGUUGCAAACCAACUGGGUUUGGUGGAGGCUUCUAAGGUUCUGAUUACGAGGCCCAUUGGUAAAGCUUCUUCUGAAGGAAGGUUAUACUUUCCUGCUUUGCAGGCAUCUUUGUUGGAACCGUCUUCAGAUAUUGGCAAAAACCCUUGUCAUUCGGAGGGAUCUUGUAAUGCAAGGGCAAGUUACUUGUCUGGUGAGCAUAUAUAUGGUGAUGCAAUUUUUGCAUCCAUUGGAUAUACGUGGAAGUCUAAAGAUCUUUGGCAUGAAGAUUUAAGCAUGCAAUCAUAUUACAGGAUGCUUCUGGGCAAGGUACCUAGUGGAGUGUACAAGUUAUCCAGGGGGGCAAUACUUACGGCUGACUUACCUUUAGCAUUUACUACUAGGGCAAACUGGAGGGGUUCCUUUCCAAGAGAUAUCCUCUGUGCAUUCUGCCGUCAGCACCAUCUUUCUGAACCUGUUUUGUCUCCUCUAAGUAUCUCGGAAGCACUGUGUGAGCCAUCAGGAUCACACAAAAAGUUGAAGGUGAUAGACUCGGCUGUCGAAGGGACACACUGUGUGAAUGGAUGUGCAGUUGCUGAUGGUGCUAAGGAAGCAGCAGAAUCAGGAGGCAUGUUUAGGUGUGAAGUAAAGAUAAACUCAAAGUCUCAGGAUUUGAUUAUAGAAUGUUCUCCAAAAGAAUCUUAUAAGAAGCAGAGUGAUUCAAUCCAGAAUGCGUCUUUGAAAGUUCUUUUGUGGUUAGAUGCAUAUUUCAAGAAUCUAGAUAUGCCUGUAGAGAGAUUAGAGAGCUAUGCCCAUGAACUUGACAUUAAAUUUUAUCGUCAAAGUUUUUUCAAAGCAUUUGUGCUUUGUCAAUCUAUUCGAAUGUUCCAGCACAGUGAUAGUAAAGAAGGCAGGUCACAUGACUCAAAUUCUAUGCCAGGGCACGGGAUAAUUUCUCUAGACAUAGUUGGCCCAGAUUCUGGUGUCUCCCCGUCUAAUGGGUCCUUAUCAUGUAUAAGCUAUUCGGCGACAUUGGUGAUCGAAAGUGAAAAGAAGAGAGAACUUCUGGAAAGCAGUGAUGAGUUUGAGUUUGAGAUUGGAUCACGAUCAGUGAUUUCUCAAGUUGAAGCAGCUGUGACGCAAAUGACUGUGGGACAGUCAGCUUUUUUAUGUAUGAACUUGCCCCCUCAAGACUUUGUUUUAGCUGCUGCUGAUGAUUCUGGAAAUAUGCUUCCAUUGUUAUCAUCAAAAGACUGCAGGUUGCAGUACACAAUAACUUUGAUUCGAGUGACAGAACCUCUGGAAGACAGAAUGGAGCAGGCUCUUUUCAGUCCUCCGCUUUCAAAACAGCGGGUUGAAUAUGCAUUACAACACAUUAAGCAAUCUUGUGCUGCUAAUUUGGUUGAUUUUGGAUGUGGCUCUGGAAGUUUGUUGGAUUCUUUGCUGAAUUAUCAGACUUCUCUAGAAAAAAUUGUUGGUGUUGAUAUCUCACACAAGAGUCUAAUACGUGCAGCAAAAACACUCCAUUCAAAAUUAAACACAAACUCAGAUGCUGAUGUCCCAUCGAAGGGCAUAACAUCUGCAAUUCUCUAUGAUGGUUCCAUCACAGGUUUUGAUUCUCGGCUGUGUGGAUUUGACAUUGGCACUUGUUUAGAGGUGAUUGAGCAUAUGGAGGAAGAUCAAGCAUGGUUGUUUGGCCAUGUUGUGUUGAGCUACUUUUGCCCAAAGGUUCUCAUAGUUUCUACUCCGAACUACGAAUACAAUGUCAUACUUCAGAGAUCUAAUCUGUCGAGCCAAGAAGAGGAUCCAGAUGACAAAACUCAGUCACAAUCUAGUAAAUUUCGAAACCACGACCAUAAGUUUGAGUGGACUAGAGAGCAGUUCAAUCACUGGGCAACAGACUUGGCCACGGAGCACAAUUAUAGCGUCGAAUUCAGUGGAGUUGGUGGAUCUGGUGACAUCGAGCCGGGUUUUGCUUCCCAGAUUGCCGUCUUCAGGAGGGAAACAUCUCCUCUCGUAGACGAUUCCCCAAAGGUUGCGGAUUUGGAGCAUCAAUACAAUGUUGUAUGGGAAUGGGAUAGUAAUAAUAGAUCGUGUUCUGCUUUCUGACAACCUAACCACACUGAUGUUGCAGUUUUUGCGUGCAUCAACCAGGAAAUUUUGAUGGAUUUAUUGACAUGGUUUUACGCUUUAAGGUUGGUUGGUUGGUUUUGUUUUUUGGUUUUUUUUUUUUGGGUCGAAACAAUUACAUAUGUUAUCAUUAGAUGCAAUUGUAUGACGCUUAGGUGGAUAGCUAUGUCCAUACACAAGUAUAUUGACUGUUAAUAAACAAAAUUUUCGGGUACAUUUUCUACGUAGAAAAGUGUAACGCUCUUUUGUUUCCGAUUAAGUAUUAA
This is a messenger RNA of Morus notabilis, 3378 nucleotides long. Its product is annotated as small RNA 2'-O-methyltransferase. Gene Ontology annotation, cellular component: cytoplasm; nucleus. Gene Ontology annotation, molecular function: peptidyl-prolyl cis-trans isomerase activity; RNA methyltransferase activity; O-methyltransferase activity. The coding region runs from base 239 to 3091 and encodes 950 amino acids. Lineage: Eukaryota; Viridiplantae; Streptophyta; Magnoliopsida; Rosales; Moraceae. The record is from RefSeq and is a predicted model, not a curated record. The transcript is spliced from 11 exons. Gene Ontology annotation, biological process: siRNA processing; piRNA processing; RNA methylation.